Molecule: messenger RNA, 4736 nt
Organism: Gambusia affinis (western mosquitofish)
Lineage: Eukaryota; Metazoa; Chordata; Actinopteri; Cyprinodontiformes; Poeciliidae
Gene: slc6a17
Product: solute carrier family 6 member 17
Exons: 12
Coding region: 572-2758 (728 amino acids)
Biological process (GO): L-leucine transport; sodium ion transmembrane transport; alanine transport
Cellular component (GO): synaptic vesicle; plasma membrane
Source: RefSeq, a predicted model, not a curated record
CUCUGACGUGCGCACGGGCGGAUGAGUCAAACCUGCGUCAGACUUCGUCGUGACUUUCCAUAGUAAUGUUGUUUUUUUGUUUUUUUUUAUCUUUAUUAUUAUUUCGCCCCACAACACGGCUGAACACCACGUGGAAAUCAGAGGCGCGAGUGAGAGAAAGUCGUUAGAAGAGCAUCCGGAACAUCAUCCGACAGGAGAAGUGAGACAAACUGAGGCGAUCGGCCGGCUAAUCGCAGUUUUAAGCGAGGGAACUUGUGGCUGGCGUUGAGCUCCUGCGUCAGACUUUACGCACCGUGUGCUGCGCGCGGCUGGAGGCUCUCUGUUGAGUUCGCAUCUAGCAGCGCGUAGAAAUGCUGCAUGCAGAGACGGUGGAUGAAUGAACGCAGCAUACAUUCACCCAGGAUUUAUGCAGCCACACCGACCCGAUCCGCAAACCGCAAAGAAGAUUUAGGAAAAGCACAACUUUCUCAUCUCUACACACUCCGACUUGGUUGCUCUGCUGCUGGACGUUCUCCUCUUCGUUCCCCGUCGUCAGCCUCCCAUCUGAAGGAGCUCUGUUGUUCCAGCAGCCAUGCCAAAAAACACCAAGGUGACUCAGCGGGAGCACAGCAAUGAGCCGGUCACAGAGUCCGUGGCUGACCUUCUGUCCCUGGAGCACCCCAUGGACUAUAAGAGCAGUCAGAUGAGUAUGGGUCUGAGUCCCGGAUCCACCGCCCCAGUAAGGUCUCUGCUCCCCGAGCAGGACGCCGAGGACGGCCGGCCGGCGUGGAACAACAAGCUGGAGUACAUCCUCGCUCAGGUCGGCUUCUCGGUUGGUCUGGGAAACGUUUGGAGGUUUCCCUAUCUGUGCCAGAAGAACGGUGGAGGUGCAUACCUAGUGCCCUACUUCAUCCUCCUCCUCCUCAUCGGCAUCCCCCUGUUCUUCCUGGAGUUGGCAGUCGGUCAGCGGAUCAGGCGUGGCAGCAUCGGGGUGUGGAACUACGUUUACCCUCAGCUGGGGGGCAUCGGCGUUUCCAGCCUCAUGGUCUGCGGCUUUGUUGGCCUCUAUUACAACGUCAUUAUCGGCUGGAGCAUCUUCUAUUUCUUCCAGUCGUUUCAGUAUCCUCUGCCAUGGGCCGAAUGCCCCAUCAGGAAAAACGGAACCGAAGCCAUUGUGGAGCCAGAAUGUGAGAAGAGCUCAGCCACCACCUACUUCUGGUACCGCCAGACUCUGAACAUCACCAGCACCAUCGACGAAACCGGUGGCCUGAACUGGAAGAUGACCCUGUCCCUGCUGGUGGCUUGGAUCUUGGUCUGCCUGGCCGUCAUCAAGGGCAUCCAGUCCUCUGGGAAGGUGAUGUACUUCAGCUCUCUCUUCCCGUACGUGGUGCUCUUCUGCUUCCUGGUGCGAGGCUUGAUGCUGAAGGGCUCGGUGGACGGCAUCGCUCAUAUGUUCACUCCCAAGCUGGAGAAGAUGCUGGAGCCGCAGGUGUGGAGGGAAGCAGCGACGCAGGUCUUCUUCGCCCUCGGCCUGGGCUUCGGAGGCGUCAUCGCGUUCUCCAGCUACAACAAGAGGGACAACAACUGCCACUUCGACGCAGCUCUGGUUUCCGUCAUCAACUUCGUCACGUCCAUCUUGGCCACUUUGGUGGUGUUCGCUGUGCUGGGCUUCAAAGCCAACAUCAUGAAUGAGAAGUGUGUUGUCGAGAACACAGAGAAGAUUCUGGGUUACCUGAACACAGGUGUGCUGAGUAAGGAGCUUAUUCCUCCUCACAUCAACUUUUCCCACCUGACAGCUCAGGAUUACUCAGAGAUGUACGGAGUCAUCAAGACGGUGAAGGAGGACAUCUUUGGCCAGCUGGGUCUGGACCCCUGCCUCCUGGAGGACGAACUUAAUAAGGCGGUCCAGGGGACCGGCCUGGCCUUCAUCGCCUUCACCGAGGCCAUGACACAUUUCCCCGCCAGCCCCUUCUGGUCUGUCAUGUUCUUCUUCAUGCUGAUCAACCUGGGUCUGGGAAGCAUGAUCGGAACCAUGACCGGCAUCACCACGCCCAUACUGGACGCCUUCAAGAUCCGGAAGGAGAUUCUGUGCGUGGUUUGCUGCAUAAUAGCCUUCCUGCUGGGUUUGCUGUUUGUGCAGCGUUCAGGGAACUACUUUGUCACCAUGUUUGAUGACUACUCCGCUGGUUUGCCCCUCACCGUGGUUGUGAUCCUGGAGAACAUCUCUGUAGCCUGGAUAUAUGGCACUAAGAGAUUCAUGCAGGACCUGGAGGAUAUGCUUGGUUUCAGACCAUACGCCUUCUACUACUACAUGUGGAGAUACGUGUCCCCAGCCAUCCUGGUGGUGCUCAUCGUUGCAACCGUCAUAGAGAUGUCUGUCAGUCCUGCAGGAUACAACGCAUGGGUGGAGGAAGAGGGCUCAGAGCGUUUCCACAGCUACCCUCCAUGGGCUUUAGCCAUGGCCUACGCCCUCAUCGUGGUCGCCAUGCUGCCUCUGCCCAUCGUCUUCAUCGCCCGCCACUUCAACUUGGUCUCCGACGGCUCCAACAAGCUGUCGGUCUCCUACCGUAAAGGCAUGAUGAAGGAUAUCUCCAACCUGGAGGAGCAGGACGAGCAGCGCUUCAUCCUCGGCAAGAACCCCAGCGAGGCUCCCUCCCCUAUGCCAGCCCACCGCGCUUAUCUUGGGCCCGGUGGCACCCAAGAGAUGACCAACACCAACUAUGGCACCAGCACCAAGACUGGAUACCAGAACAUUGGCUCGCCCGAGUCUGAGCUAUGAUCUAUUGAGCUCCAACGUCCUCCCGCUUACAAACGAAGCCCUCUCAGCUAGAGGAGAGGGAAAUAGAGAAGGUGGAAAAAAUUCAGUUGCAGCAUUCCUCACACCUUAACCUCCAGAGAAGUAAAAAUAGAGAAGCACACAGAAAACAGCUCGUGAUAUGGCAGUCUGAAAAUCAAGUCUGAUCUUUUGCUCAGUGAACACGCCAUGACAGCACUUCUCAGUGUGGAAGUUGUAACUGUGGGAAGAAGAUUAGCAUAACCCCGCCCCUGACAAUUUUUGAAAAAUUCUGGCAAAGUGGUCCGAGCCAAAAGACACAGAAAGGCGGGCCGAGUGUGGCAAUGAGCAGAGGGGGUUAGCGGCGUUUUGGUCAGGACAAAAGAAGCACUGUUGUUAACUUAUAAACUAUAUUUAGUGACUUUCCAGACACCUAUAACAACUUUUUAUCAAAAGACCAAAAGACUGUCCUGCAGUACACCAUCACCAGUGGUCAGAGCAGAGGAGACCCACUUCACUCUGUGUCUUUGUUGCACAUGAAUCACACAAUCUCAAAUCUGAGUAACUAUUUAUCAAAGUUCGCCGCACUGUUCCAACUCCCAACUCACCACCAGGUGGGGCUGUGUGUCUGAGUGAGAUGGUUUUAUACCCAAACGGAGGGUUGUGUGAUGAAAAGCCAUACCGCUAUAAACAAAGAGGGUCAUUCAACUGCUGAAGCGCUGUUUGACCAAAAGGGAUCUGCACUGAGGUGGUUUUAGGCUAAAUAACACGGAACUGAAAAAAUAUGCACAAAACUGUUAAAUUUGCACAGAAACAUAAAGCUGGAACCCUAAAUGAUCUAUUUAGACAGUUUAUCGGCAACAAAAAUGACCUGGGGGGGUGAGUUACAAUUUAAGCAUUAGUGAGGUGUCAAAAAUAAAGAGAGAAAAAACAAAAAUUAAGCUGAAUUUAAAAAUAAUUGUACAACUUUCUAUGUAGAAGACCUGGAAAGAUUCACAGAGUACUGCAAUGUUUCUCUGUUUCAAUCUUUUGAUACCUUUCAGUCAUGAAAUGUCACACGUGGAAUUACUGACAGCCUGGAAAUUUAAGAGUCAAGAGUUUAAAUUCCCUAAAGGAAUUUAAAAGCAGUCUUCCCACAAGAGGAAGACUGUUUUUCUUAUGCUAGCACCAUUACUUGCUAAUAUCCUGUGCUUGAACAGAAAUGGGAAUUAGCUGAAAUCUGAGUGGAAAUAAGCCACAAAAUUCAGAUGGGUGCAUCUCUAUAUAAACUCUCUCUGAGGUUAAGCAGCGGGCAAUGCUACAAUGCUUAGACUGGCACAGAACUUAAAAUGCUUUCAGGAAUCAGUUUGUGCUUUUGCUGGUUCACUGAAGAGGAUUGUUGCUAUGGGAAUAGGAUCGAAGGAGACUUAGAAAAAAAAAAUCAUCCUUCACCUGAUAAGUAUCAGGAAACUUUUCAUGAGGAAACAAAAGUGGUCAAACAUUCAUCUGUCACAAUAUGUAGUGCGAGAUUCUGGUAGUGUUACAAGCACAUUAUAGUUUGGAGUUUUUCGUGCCUAUCACGCAUCAGCAAUAAUAUCAGAGCUCAUUGAAUCACAAAUCUCCUUCUAUCUCUAUUUCCCCUUCUAAUGUACAUUCAAACAGUGUAUAUAUAUGUUGUGCAAUAGUUGGAGACCCCCCAUGCGUACACGCUGCAAUAGAGAAGAAAGAGGGGUUACCUUAGCCCCUCGUCAUUUCUACAAGCACAGAUCCACGGACACCUGCCAUGUUUAGAGCAUCUCUGAGCCUUAGCACUUGUCUUUUCAACGAUGUUCCUCCUCAUUGAGCACGGCGUGACUUUUAACGAAUGGUUUAGGAUUGUGGAUGAGCCUCUGCUUUAAGGAAACAGACAGGCACGGGAGCUCAGUGUACACGUAGAUUUGUAUGUCUGUGUGCUGUCUGCCGCUGAAUUAGAGCUCCUGGCAUACCUGCCUGUUUAAAAAUAGAG